Molecule: messenger RNA, 1136 nt
Organism: Pelagomonas calceolata
Lineage: Eukaryota; Pelagophyceae; Pelagomonadales; Pelagomonadaceae
Source: the annotation of a GenBank genome assembly
GCACGCCCGCGCGCUGCGUGCGGCGCUGUGGCUGGUGGUCCGGGGCUGCCGUGCGUUACGAGCAAACAACUGCUGCAUGAUACCGCUGGGGCGGCGUUCCAUGCAAAAAAAGCACCGCUGAGGGCGCCGCCGCUGGGCAGCCUUGCCAGUCAGGCAUGCAAGUCACGCGCGAUGAUCUCGCCGAGUUCGAGCGCCUGCUUGCUAAGCUCCGGGAGAAUCCAGCUGCGGUCGACGAGGAGGCGGACCUGCCCGCUGCCGAGUACGCACGGAUAACGUACGUGACGCUCGUCCUACUCGUCUACGUGAACGUAUCAAUGGUCAUCUCCAUAUGUACGACCGGGGUAGAGGGCAAUCUUUCGCAGAUCGAAUAUCUCGUCUAUCCUCUUUGCUUCACGGCGAAUUGCGGCCUCCUCGUGUUCGGCGCGCUCGACUCCGAGGCGGCGGGGAGGCGGGCCAUAAAGCUCCUCCGCGGCUGGCUUAUCACCCUGAUUAUUAUCAUCCCACCGCUCUACUGGACAUCCGGAAUGCACGAAGAUGCCGUGCUCCUGGUUUUUUACAUGGUUAUCAAUGCUAUCUUUUACCCUUGGCUACUAGAUUCAAUGCGCGAGCUCUUGCGCACGAGGUAUAAGGGUUCGCUCACAACCCAAGCACAUUUUUAUACAAAUCGCGCGCUCAAGCUCGGUGCUUUCCAGAUCGUGCUCCUCGUGUCUGCCGUGGCCCAGGGCAUCGAUGGAGCAGAUACGUUCCUUCGGGUUUACGCAACGUUCAGCUUCAGCAUGAACUUGAUAAUAGCGUGGAUCUACGUCAUCGCGAUCUUCGACGUCUGUGCAGUCGACGGCCGCGCGGCCGCCAAACUGCGGCUCUCUCCGCUGCAGGCCGCGGCGGUUGCCUCGGUCGGUGGCGUGGCGUUUUCCGGCCUUGCGGGAUAUGUUUUGUCGCAAAGACGACCUUCCAAGCGGGCUGCGCACGCGACGGUCUACUCAUUGUUGUUCUUCAACUUCUUGUGUUAUAUUUUCGUCGGCCGAUUAGUGUGGGUCGCCCGGCGAAAGGCACCCGACGGCUCCGCCGCGAGCGGGCAGCCGGUUAAGGACGAGGGUCUCGAGGCUGGAGGUGUGUUCGACGUCCCCGGCGCGUAA